Molecule: messenger RNA, 709 nt
Organism: Tyto alba (common barn owl)
Lineage: Eukaryota; Metazoa; Chordata; Aves; Strigiformes; Tytonidae
Gene: AVPI1
Product: arginine vasopressin induced 1
Exons: 2
Coding region: 268-612 (114 amino acids)
Source: RefSeq, a predicted model, not a curated record
GCGGGACCCCGGGGCAGCGGCGCCGUCCCUGGGCCUGUGCGAGGGCGCUGGCGGGGCGGGACCGGGCCGGGCCGGGCCCUGCGUGCCGGGCCGGGCGCCUCCCGCGUUCCCGGGACGGCCCCGCCCGCGCGGCUGGCCUCCUGCCCGCCGCCCCGGCCCGCCCUCUCCUUCCCCCCCGCCGCCCGCCCUUCCUCACCGGGCGUCCGCGUGGGAUCGCCCGGUCCGGAGCCUGACACCGUCGCUCUGGUGCCCGCAGCGGCCGGGACCAUGGGCACACCGGCCUCGGUGGUGAGCGACCCUCCGGGCCGGGCGGCGCCCGCGGCCCGCGGCCGCAAGCGGGCCUCGGCCAACAUCUUCCAGGGCGUGGGGCUGCCGGAGCUGCGGAGCCUGUUCCGGAGCGGCGGGGCCGAGCGGCCCGAGGAGCGCGCCCGCCUCGUCUGGCGGUACGCGGGGCAGCGGCGCAUGGCGCGGGCCCUGCGGCGGCUCCGGCGGCGGCGGCCGGCCCGGCCCGGCGGCGGGAUGGCGGCUCUGCGGCGCUUCGGCCGCCUGCGGAUCGUGGAGAAGGAGCGGGAAGGCGGCCGUGGGGCCGAGGCACCCUCGGGGUCCACGUAAGCAGCGCGGAGCAGCCAGGACACGGAGGACUGGGGGCUCUCCGAGGACACUACAUGUACCGGACAGGGUGCAAGGGUUAAUAAAAGGUGGACGGUGG